Messenger RNA from Panicum hallii, 979 nucleotides. RefSeq names its product deSI-like protein At4g17486. Gene Ontology annotation, biological process: protein deubiquitination. Gene Ontology annotation, molecular function: deubiquitinase activity. NCBI's taxonomy places the organism in Eukaryota, Viridiplantae, Streptophyta, Magnoliopsida, Poales, Poaceae. The record is from RefSeq and is a predicted model, not a curated record. The coding region runs from base 1 to 738 and encodes 245 amino acids. The transcript is spliced from 2 exons.
AUGGGCUCCUCGGCCGGCUCCACCCCGACGGCGCGGCCCCCGCGGCAGGCGCGCGGCGGCCGCGGCGCGGGCGAGGCGCCGUCGACGCCGGUCUUCCUCAACGUCUACGACGUCACCCCCGCCAACGGCUACGCGCGCUGGCUCGGCCUCGGCGUCUACCACUCCGGCGUCCAAGUUCACGGCGUGGAGUACGCGUACGGGGCGCACGACGGCACCAGCAGCGGGAUCUUCGAGGUGGUGCCGCGGCGGUGCCCCGGGUACGCGUUCCGCGAGUCGGUGCUGGUGGGCACGACGGAGUUGACCCGCGCGGAGGUGCGCGCUCUCAUGGCGGAGCUCGCCGCCGACUUCCCGGGGGACGCCUACAACCUGGUGUCCCGCAACUGCAACCACUUCUGCGACGCCGCGUGCCGCCGCCUCGUCGCCCGUGCCCGCAUCCCGCGCUGGGUCAACCGCCUCGCCAAGAUCGGGGUCGUCUUCACCUGCGUCAUCCCGGGCAACGGCCGCGCCGUGCGCCGCAAGGGCGAGCGCCCCUCCGCCGCCGCAGCCGGCAUCCGCAGCCGCUCCGCGCGGCAGGAGGCCGCCCCCGCGCCGCCACGGCCCAGGGCGUUCUUCCGGUCCCUCUCCGUCGGCGGGCGCAGGAACCUGGCCGCGCCCCGGCCGCUCCCCACCUCCCCGCCCCCGCCGCAGCCGCAGCCGGCGCCCGCCUCGACAUCACCGUCGUCGGGGUCCACCACGUAACCGGCCGGCCCCAUUCCUCCGAUUUUUUUUCUUUUACAGUUUUACCCGAUUUUUUUUACUAGUACUCCACUAAACAACUCUGUGCAUAUUACUACCACUCCUUGGUGGCUUGGUUUUGAUUUGAACCUCUGAUAGUGGCUAGAACUAGUAAAGCAGCAAUUAGCCAAUUACCGCGGCCAAUUAGCCGGGCACUACUAAAUCGUGCCCGGCUCUACUGAUCAACUAGACUCUACUGGGCAUC